Messenger RNA from Patiria miniata (bat star), 1446 nucleotides. RefSeq names its product RNA 3'-terminal phosphate cyclase-like (gene rtca). The record is from RefSeq and is a predicted model, not a curated record. Bases 193 to 1287 code for a protein of 364 amino acids. Gene Ontology annotation, biological process: RNA processing. NCBI's taxonomy places the organism in Eukaryota, Metazoa, Echinodermata, Asteroidea, Valvatida, Asterinidae. The transcript has 12 exons. Gene Ontology annotation, molecular function: RNA-3'-phosphate cyclase activity. Gene Ontology annotation, cellular component: nucleus.
GAUGUCAAGCUUGAGUAAGCCGUCUGCUUCUGCUUCUUCUUCUGCUGGUACUUGUACACAACGCCCUGUUCAGUUGUGAUUACAGGAAGGAACAGAUGUCUAUUUCUCCAUGAUUAUACUUGUUAACUUGAAUCUCUAAAACUGUUUGGCAGUUUUGUUAUAGGAAGGUUGCAAAGGUUUCUUUUUAGAAAGAUGGCAUCGGCAGCUGCAGCAGCAUCUAAGAUCAUCAUUGAUGGAAGUGUCAUGGAAGGAGGCGGGCAGAUUUUGCGGAUUGCAUCAGCUUUGAGUUGCCUGACCUGUCAACCAAUCACAGUGCAGAAAGUCAGGGCUGGGAGGAGCAAGCCGGGACUAAGACCCCAGCAUUUGAGCGGCCUCCAGCUGGUCCGAGAUCUCUGCUCCGGUGAGCUGAUAGGAGGAUCGGUAGGAUCCACAGAGAUCACUUUCAUCCCGUCAAAGAUUAAAGCAGGCAGAUACGUGGCCGACACAAAGACUGCAGGGAGUGUAGUCCUAUUGAUGCAGGUGUCCAUGCCUUGUAUGCUGUUUGCUGCUGGACUCACCCAGGUCACUCUUAAAGGGGGCACUAACGCUGAAAUGGCACCUCAGAUUGACUACACAACGCUAGUUUUCCAGCCAAUGAUCGAACGAUUUGGAGUCCAAUUUGAAUGUGAUGUGAAAAGAAGGGGUUACUACCCUAAGGGUGGUGGAGAGAUCCAAGUCCGUACAACCCCCAUCCAGUGCCUUCAACCUGUGGACAUCACCGAUGUAGGCCAAGUCACAAAGAUUGAAGGUCGAGCGUUUGUCGCUGGAGUCUUGCCUGUCAAGAUUGCUAAAAGCAUGGCCGACACAGCGAGCAGCAUAAUAAGCAGCAGAUUUCCCAGUAUUCCUGUACACGUCAAGGCCGUGCAAGAGGCUUCAGCUGUUGGCAAUGGAUGCGGUAUCAUAGUGGUUGCUGAUACAAGUACUGGUUGCAAACUGGCUGGAUCUACCUUAGGAAAGAAAGGUGUACCGGCUGAGCAAGUUGGCAAGGAAGCUGCUGAGAUGCUCCUGAGGAAUCUGGAUCAUGGAGGAUGCGUGGAUGAGUACUUACAAGACCAGUUGAUUAUUUUCAUGGCCUUAGCCAGUGGGACCUCUAGAGUGUUGUCAGGACCACUGACGCUGCAUACAAAAACAGCAAUUCACGUCACUGAGAAACUAACCAAGGCGAAAUUCAAUGUCCAAAAAGUCUUUGGUGAAGGCGAUUCUGAGAGGAGUAUAAUAGAAUGCGAGGGCAUUGGACUACAGAGAUAAAAGGUCAGAUGUCUCACAAACAAUGAUGAAAUGAAAUAUUCUUGAAGAAAAAAAUUAAACGUUGCCAAAAAAAGAUUUGAAUAGGUAUAGAACGACCUAUUUUCGAGUAGUAUAAUAGGGGUUAAGUGGCACCACCAACGUCAAAUUAGUCCGCCCCCC